AACGUCUUUUACCCAUAGCCUGUUAGUAAUUAAUUGCUUGUCAGCUGUGAACGAAAUAUCCGCCGAAGUGGAAUGCAAUGGACAAAAACAAAUUAAGCCACGCCUAAUAUAAAAAAAAAGUCCUAUUUCAGUGAAUAUAUGGUCAAAGACGUUCUAGUCAUGACCAUCCCUUUCUUUUUUCGAGUAUGGUGUAUUUUGGAUUGUAUUUUCAGGCCUUGUGUCUCUAGUAGAAAAAAAUAUCUACUAUGUCCCCGCUGUUUUCAAGAUGGUAGGGAGAUUUGGCUGUUGUUUCUACUAAGUCAAGUAACCAAGUAUAGAGUCCUCCCUGACUUUGAAAAAGGAAAAAUAUAUGUAAUGUUUAAAGGAUGAAAAUAUUUCUGCUGUAACAAUUACGAAAGAUUAACAAAAAUAUAUAAUAAUACAUGUUCAUAUCAAAGAAAACUCGAUUAAUUCUCCAUAACCUUCACAACAUAAAUUCAAAUGAAAUCAAGAAAUGCUUUCAGUGAAGUUUAGGCUUAGCUAUCUAAUCGAAGUCCUAAGAAUCGUAUGUUCUGUUGCAUGAACUACAGGAAUUCUAAAAAUGAAGAGAAAACUACUCUUCCUUUCCCAUGAAAUACAAGACUUUGAGGGACAGCGUUUCCAAAACUCCGCCAUAUUUUCAACUAAUGUUUAUAUGUAUUCGUAAUUUGAAAAUUAUUGUUCAAAUGACCAUCCCCGCAAAAAUAAAUAGGCGAAGUUUCGUCUUUAUCGCCAAUAAACAAAUAAAAUCAAAAUAGCAUAUAAAAACUACAAUAUACAGAAAGAAAUGUAGUUAAAUUAAUACUGUUCUGGUAAAAAAAAACGAGAGAAAUGUUAUGAUUACAAUAAUGGCGGUGUCCUUAGCAACGAACUAAUUAUAAACAUUGAAUAAGGAAUAUUUGACAUACAAUUACUUUGGUUCGCCUACGAUAAAAUGAUUUGAUGUAAAUUAAAAGGUGAAUAAAAUUGUUUCAGCUAUUGAUAUUCCUUGGAUUUCUUAAAUAACUAUAAUUACGUUUUUUGUAUAAAAGCAGCACAACUGAACAUUUUGAGUUACUUUUACGACAUAAGCUCUUGUGAAGAUAUGCUUUUGUCGAGUAAUUGAUUUACAAUACAUUCAGGGCAAUUUUGGUAGUGAGAAAGAGUAGAAUUAGAUUUCUUUUCACAGUUCAGAUGUCACACACACAAUGGAACAGUAUACCAUUCUUGGAAACAUCGGAGAAGGAGCACAUGGCAUUGUUUUCAAAGCUAAAUAUAAGCAGAAUGGUCAAACUGUUGCAUUGAAGAAAGUCAGAUUAAAAAAACUGGAAGAUGGAAUCCCAAGCACAGCCAUCAGAGAAAUCAAGGCUCUACAACAGAUAGAAGAUAAUCCCUAUGUUGUCAGACUUUUAGAUGUCUUUCCUCAUGGUGCUGGAUUUGUACUGGUUUUUGAAUAUAUGCUGUCAGAUCUGUGGGAAGUGAUUCAUGAUUCUGAGCAUCCUCUCACUGAGUCACAGCUCAAAUCCUACCUACUUAUGCUACUCAAAGGUGUUGCAUUUUGUCACAAGAACAAUAUCAUGCAUCGUGAUUUGAAACCUGCUAAUUUAUUAAUAAGUUCCACUGGACAUUUGAAAAUUGCUGAUUUUGGUCUAGCCAGAGUUUUCCAGAACAGUAAUAACUGCGAGUACAGUCACCAAGUGGCUACAAGGUGGUACAGAGCUCCAGAACUUUUGUAUGGAGCUAGGAAGUAUGAUGAAGGUGUUGAUUUAUGGGCUGUAGGCUGUAUUUUUGGAGAAUUAUUGAACAACUCCCCACUUUUCCCAGGUGAUAAUGAUAUUGAGCAGCUGUGUUGUGUAUUGAGAGUUUUGGGGACACCAACUGAGAAAACAUGGCCGGGGAUGUCAGAAUUACCAGAUUUUAAGAAGAUUACUUUCCCAGAAAAUCCAGCAAUUCCUAUCAAAGAAAUAGUUCCAGAUGCUUCAGCUCAUGCAUCAGAUCUACUUGGAAAGUUUCUUGUGUAUCCUUCAAAAGAGAGGAUAGCAGCCAAAAAGGCUUUACUUCAUCCAUACUUUUUCAGUGUUCCUCUUCCGUGCCAUCAUUCAGAUUUACCAGUGCCUUACAGAGGUUGGCAGAUGAGACGCAGACAACAAACACAUGACUACAAUCCAGAUAUUCCUUUGGAAAAAUCUCUGCUACCUCUUGAAGCAUUAACUUUUUUUAUGAAUCAAUAAUAGACUUUUAUAGAAAUUAAUAGCAUUUAAAAUAUACAAAUCUUAUGAUUUUUGUCAAAUUUAUACUUUUCUCCAACUCUAUAUCAGUUUUCACAUUUUUCAUUACAAAAAAAGGGGGAAAGCAGCUACAUUGGAUGAAUGAUAGUUUAUUGUGGAUGAAACAUUGUAUUGAUUGACUGAUGUAGAGCCAUUGGAAUAUAAUCACCAAACUUCAAGGUGAUUAUAUUCCAAUGUGUUAGGUUGCUAUAAAAAAAAAAUAUUUAAUAUUCCAAGAAGCCUUUAAUGAAAACUCAGCUUUCCAGUGAAGAGCUUUAUCCAAAACAUUAGAUAUUUCUUCUCAUGGCCUAACUUUUCCUUCUAUUUAUAACGUUAAGCUUCAUAGAUGAGAUAAGGAUAAUUACAAAGAGAUUGUUGUGGAGACCAACACAAGUAUAUCACAAAUAGAUUAUGAUGAGGAUCAAAACAAAGUGUUUACUCUUUUACCAGAAAUGAUACAUAAAUUCUGAUUCUUAAGUUGAGAUAGACACCCAUCCACUUGA
Octopus sinensis (East Asian common octopus) is the source of this 2767-nucleotide messenger RNA. Its product is annotated as cyclin-dependent kinase 20. Bases 1206 to 2228 code for a protein of 340 amino acids. Gene Ontology annotation, cellular component: nucleus. NCBI's taxonomy places the organism in Eukaryota, Metazoa, Mollusca, Cephalopoda, Octopoda, Octopodidae. The transcript is spliced from 11 exons. The record is from RefSeq and is a predicted model, not a curated record. Gene Ontology annotation, molecular function: cyclin-dependent protein serine/threonine kinase activity; ATP binding. Gene Ontology annotation, biological process: protein phosphorylation.